Messenger RNA from Aspergillus candidus, 2160 nucleotides. RefSeq lists its product as uncharacterized. NCBI's taxonomy places the organism in Eukaryota, Fungi, Ascomycota, Eurotiomycetes, Eurotiales, Aspergillaceae. The transcript has 3 exons. The record is from RefSeq and is a predicted model, not a curated record. The coding region runs from base 1 to 2160 and encodes 719 amino acids.
AUGGCUCGCGUCACUAGAAAAUCAACCAGAAACACGCUCAAACCCAAGAAACCUAGUAAACGUCAAAGCCGCAGAAAGCCUCUCCCAAAGGUGGCAGUCCAUGAAGAGACGGUUGGUGAAUCAGAAACCGAAGAGUCCCACGAAGAGUCCAACGCGCGGGUCCCGAAGAAAGAAGACCAUUUGGAACAGCACGAAAAACGGAUUAAACCUGACUCCAAGCAGCGUCGUUUUGAAACCCCGAUGCUGCACUUCAACCCUGACACCCAGAUGUUUGAAAAACGCGAAGAAACUGCUACUAAAAACAUGGCGACUGCCGAUGCCCGUGAUUUCACCUCGAGCCACAGCGACCAGGACGACUGGAGUCUUGAGAACCUGCCUGACAUCCUGUAUGUUCUGCGUCCCAAGAAUGAGAACGCGAAGUCCCGCCGUAAGGUUCACACGACAGACCAUAUGAUAUUCGGGAAGAAGGUCAAGAACUUUUACACCCUCCCUCCCCGCAUUUCGUCUCAAGUCGAAGGUUUCAGACUGGAAGCUUGGUUUCGUCUGGACCGCCGCAUCAAGGCCGAGGAUAUCAUGGACCGUGUGAACCCCAUAUUCAGACACCUCAUCGGCGAGGAAAUCAUCGAGGAGCGCAGAGAGAGCUUCCGGCUGGCCUACAAUGUUGCUGACUGGACGUCCCAGAGAUCCAUCAACGCCGUGACGCGUCAGGUCAAGAGAGAGGGUUUUGACGUCGAGCAGAACACCACCCGUGGAGUCACGCCCGGCCUGAUCGAUCCCGCAAAAGGCGAAGCUGGUGGCCGUGUUGUUUUCAACCCUGCUGCGUAUCAGCACCAGCCUCUUGCUAUGGAUCCGGAGCCCCAGAUGCCCGAGGCGUGGUUCAAGAUGUGUCGGUUUCACACUUCGUCUCCCCUUACGCGCGAUGGUGUGACCGACCCCAACCAGACGUUCAUGCCCCAGCAGCAUGGCGUCAAACACGAUAUGGGUUCCGUCGAUUCUCAGCUGAUGCGCCUCGCACACUCGCACAUGGCUGCCCCUGUCACUAAUCAGGACAACCGCGUCCACCAGCUGAACCAGAUCAAUUACUUUGCUGCCCCGGGAUUGGCUGCCCCGGCGAUCGGGGGAUCCUACGUGGCUUCUGGCCAGCAGCGUUACUAUCCCCAGAUUGCGCACGCGAACAAUCCCAUGCUGGCGAGACAGCCCAUUCAGACGAACCAACCCAUGCAGGCGAACUAUCCUAUGCAGACGAACAAUCCCGUUCAGGUGAGCCAUGCCAUGCAGGCGAACCAGCCCAUGCAGGUGGCGCCAGCCCAGGGAAGCCUCACUCAAGUCCCCAAGAUGGCAGCUCAGGUUCCCGCACCCAAGGCUGCUAUCCCCGCUGCGAAUGCCAAAAAGAGACGCACACGUGUGAAGCCCAAUGGCUCACCCUUCCUAUCCACGGCGGCCCUUCCUGCGUCUGCACAUAUCAGCCCUGCUUCGGCCCGUAUGGCUCGCUCCGGCACACCCUACCAGACGCAUGUCGCCCAGGUGAACCAGUAUCCUGCCCCUGGUAGGUCCUCCGCGCAUACAACCCACGCUGCUAACUCUGCUGUUACCACCCGCCCUGAGACGGCCUCGAGGAACGUCCGUGCCCCGCAGUUCUCGUCUGAGUUGUAUCCGUUUUUCAAUAUCUUAAACGGCAUCGGCGUCUCUGAACAGGGCGAUGCGUUUGGCGGGGUAAACACCUACUCGAACGCCCACACUGGUCAGAAGAGAACGUGGGAGACUGGCAAUGAUGGAGUCCCUGUCCUGAUGGACAAGAAUAGAAGGACCGACACCUUCGGCAUGCGGUACCCCACUGAGGUCACUGAGCUUGCUGAGCACUCUGGCCCUAUGCCGGAGGAAUUCACGCAGACUGGUGACGAGGAUAUGAGCCAGGAGGUUAAUUUCGAUGACUGGUUGGUUGAGAGUGCGAUGAGUGCUGAUGGGCAUAUUGAAUGGCGCUCGGGGAUUUGGCCGGGAAUAGGAGUGGAUCCGGAUAAGACGGAGGAGGAGAAGGAGAAGGAGAAGAAGGAAAAGGAGAAGGAGGAAAAGAAGGAGGAGAAAAUGGAGAAGGAGGAAAAGAAGAAUGAGGAGGGAAACAAGAAGGAGGGAGACAAGGAGGAGGAGAAGCAGAACAACUAG